AUUUUAAAAUUUGAAAGCAAGAAUUCUCAAGAGCAUCAUCAUGCGGUCUGCUAAGGGAAAACAAACCGCCCAAGCUAAAGAGGUGUAUUCACAAAAAUAGUUUAGAAUGAUUCACCAAAGAAUUGUGCCGGGAAUAAACUGUCUCGUUGUUCUCUCUUCGUGUAAAGUUAACUGUUAACACCAACAAUCUGUUAAGAUAAACAAGUAAACUAAUGGCUAGGUUUGUUCGUAUUGUACUAACUUUGUUGUUAUUUUACUUUGGUUUGGUUUGUAUUUUGGAUAGGAAUACCAGCAGCCUGGUUGCUAUAGAAUUUAGUCUGACCUUUUCUCAGGAGUUCCACAUGCGUCAUAUAGACAAUUUUUACAGUUCCCUUUACGAAACUCGGCAUUUAGGUUUGCUUCCAAUCGACGUCAUUAAUGAUACGAUCCCAGGAAAACCACCAGAAAAUAUGAACGUAACCAUUAUUAACCCAACAACUCUUCAAUUGUCAUGGUCCCCUGGGGAAACCCAACAAAUCGUAAACACGUGGGGACUUAAAGUCAACUACCAGGCAAAUGACAACAAAACACACAGCAUCCUAGUCGAUAAACACCACGAAGAAGCUAAUAUCUCACAACUGCGACCUAAUACCACAUAUACCAUUUGGGCCGUACCUGUUACGUCAAAAGGAUUUGGUUUCUCCUCGCAAGUUCUCAAUGUAACAACUCCAUAUCGAGCGUCAGCGGACAUCAUUAUCAAAUUAGACGUUUUACUUCCUAACGUGACGUGGGAUGCUCAGUUUGAGAAUAGCAGCAGUGCAGUUUUCACGAAUUUGUCAUCUUUGAUAAGAAACAGCGUAAGUAACAACGAUUUAAUCGUCAUAACUGUACUUUUUAGCCUCGUUUAACCAAAGUAAUCUUAGCAAGUAACUACUCCUCGAAUGUACGCAA
This is a messenger RNA of Orbicella faveolata, 930 nucleotides long. RefSeq lists its product as uncharacterized. The record is from RefSeq and is a predicted model, not a curated record. Lineage: Eukaryota; Metazoa; Cnidaria; Anthozoa; Scleractinia; Merulinidae. Gene Ontology annotation, molecular function: protein binding.